CUCGAUACUAACCUCGUACCCGUCGACCGUAUCUAUUCUAUACUUCUGUGGAUCCGUCUUUACACAUUCGAAAGAAAAAACAAAGGAAGCGAGCAAAGUGGCCAUGCAAGACACGAAAUCUGCUUCCGAUGCGUUGCAAGCCGCGACGGAUCUCGCCACCGUUCGAGAACCACUGUCGGAUGCCCUGCCUUUUUUCAAUUACGGAACGGCGGGCUUUCGGUUCAAGGCCAACCUCAUGGACGGUCUCAUGGUUCGGGUAGGGAUCGUUGGCGCUCUCCUGCUGAUGAAACAACCGCCGCUCGAAGCGGCAACAAAUGCUACCAUUACCACCGGCGUCAUGAUCACGGCGUCCCACAACGACGAGUCCUACAACGGAGUGAAACUCGCCAACCCAGACGGAAGCAUGCUGACGCCGCCCCAGGAAGCGUUUCUCACGAAAUGGGUGAACGAACGGGAUCCCGUCAAGUUCCGUGACUUUUUGGAGGAAUYGGCRAGGGAGGUGCUGGCGGACAAGAACAAUGCCGGUUCGGAUUUCGUCCUCGUAGUGGGACGAGACACGCGGUCCCAUUCCCCCCGCCUAUCGGACCUGCUCAUCGAGGGGGCCAACGCCUUUGUUGAGUGUGUCCUGUCGAGGCAGCGAGAAGAUGCAUCGCCUGCCGCACCGCUUUCCGCAAGGGUUUCCGAUCUCGGCGUCCUGACCACGCCGAUGCUCCACCACAUCGUCCUGCAUUYCAACCCCUCCUUUUUGCCGCCCUACAUCGAUCCCAAGCCAACGCGAUGCGGUUACAUCGAAACCUACGCCGAGGCCUACGUCGAUCUCCUGAAAGGCCUCACCGCCAAAACGGGCACUGCCGCAGCACCGGAGUCACUGGUUYCCCUCCGGGUCGACGGGGCCUGCGGCGUCGGAUUUCGUGCGGCAAACGAACUCUGGAAGGAAAUCCAGCGCUUGUCCGGGAGCGGCGACGCCGGCGUGGUUCCGACCCCGCUGUGCGUGCACAACGGAGAAACCGACGGGCCCCUGAACGACUCGUGCGGAUCGGAGCACGUCCAGAAACAGCUCUCGCCUCCCAACUGGUGCGCGGCCGCCAAACCCAGYGACUCCUUCUCCUUUCCCUAUUGCUGCUCCCUGGACGGGGACGCCGACCGGAUCGUCUUUUUCGGCCAGGCCUCCGGCACCGAACUCGCCCAACUGCUGGACGGCGACAAGAUCGCCAUCCUGAUCGCCCACGUCCUCAAGGAAAAAUUCCAGUCCGCGGUCGCCGCGGGUGGCGAUUCCCUCCCCCCGGUCAAAAUGGGUAUCGUCCAGACGGCCUACGCGAACGGGGCAUCGACGGACUACGUGCGAUCCACGCUCUCCAUCCCGGUGGAAAUCGCCAAGACCGGCGUCAAGCACCUCCACCAUUCCGCCGUCGAGCACUUUGACGUGGGGAUCUACUUCGAGGCCAACGGCCACGGGACGGUCGUCUUUGGCAAGGCCUUCGAGGCCUUUGCCCAGCAGUGCCCCGAUCCCUUUUUUGUGCGGCUGCACCGGCUGAUCAAUCCGGCCGUCGGGGACGCCCUCUCGGACAUGCUUCUGGUCGAUUACCUCCUCCGGGAGCUCGGCUGGACGCUGGAAGACUGGAGCACCAAGCUCUACGAGGACCUCCCUAGCCGCAUGCUCAAGGUUACCGUGGAGGACCGAACGAUCAUCGAGUGCAGCUCCAACGAGAGCGAGUGCCUGAAACCCGAGGCGGUCCAGCCCCUACUGAAGGCCGCCAUGGAAUCGGUUUCGAGCGGGCGCUGCUUCGUGCGGCCGAGCGGGACGGAGGACGUGGUGAGGGUCUAUGCCGAGGCCGCCACGCGGGAGGAAGCAGACGCCCUCGCCGACGAGGCCGCCCGGAUCGUCUUCGAUACCUGUGCCGGCGUUGGAACGAGGCCGUGACGGGGCAGCGAAACGAAACACGAGAGGAAGGGUGGUACAGCGAACGAGCAACAGAAAAACACCGCGCACCAACAUCAAACAAGGCCAUGGAGCAAUCGUGGGCCUCGUGGCUGCGAGUUUGGUCGUCUGGGGCSUCGCUUCUAGCUCUGAACGCUCCUAUGGAAUACAAGAUCGGUAGUUCCUUUUCUUUUCCAAGCACUCCGCUGUAGACGCACCGUGCUGGAACAUCUAAGCCACGCUAGUCUAGAGCCCUCCAGAACACGUGUUUAUGUAGUAUUCUUAGUAAAUCACAGAUGCUCUCAAAAGUUUUCCUUCACGUUCGCUUACACGAUCGGUGCCGUGACAUCAAUUGAUCAAAKUAAUAACAAUAUUUUACUAGGUGACGUUAAGAUCAUAGGGUAGGUAGGUACGCACGUACUAUGUUGGGAGUUGGGAGUUCUUGCUUUUUCUUUUUUCCAUCAGAUAUUUUUUCAUGAUUUUUCAUUUUUCGAAAGCACCUCCCGCGAAAUCUAGAAAUCUGGUGCGUCCUUCCUACRCGUUCCUCGUUGUCGAAAAACGCAACAAAACGAAUUCAAACAAACAAAUCGUAACAACAAAAGAAUUCACAACACACCAAUAUGAAAUGAAUGUAAAAAACAAAGCGAUAGUUGCUUCAUUAUAUAUACUUGCCUUCCUCCUUGAGCACGCCGGUAUAGGCGUUGCUUUUUUGUUGAUUGGCGAAACCAAACACAUUCGGCUUGUCUUGAACAAGUCCACGAAAGAAAAUAGUUGCGAAUCGCAAAUCAUACGCAAGGCACAAAUCGAAACAAAGCACAGAAUACCUAGCCGAAAAAUGGCAAGGGGACACUAUAGGGGCGGAGCCACCAGUCGGGCAACCGACGAGAGCCGGUGGGAAGGGGCAGUUCGCGUUCCGCUGGGAUUGCACACUGGUGAAUGCCGUGCGGGCGAAACAGAAACAGCAAGCACCGAAACAACCGCAACCGCAAAAACGGAAACAAUCUCGACAACAUAUCCUACGCCAUUACAGCAAAAGGAAUGCGGAUUCGGAACUCGACCUGGACCCGAACUCGUGCUGGAGCUUGUGGGCCUCGAUUCCCCUACAAGAACCAUCUUUGCUCGGAUCGUGCCUACAGCCAACGAGGAAGGCGGUGCAGAGAUCGCCGUCGAUGUGACUGUGCCUGUGGAAGAUCUUUUAGACCGGAUCAUAGAGGAAGCAGGCAAACAACAUCAAGAACAGUGUUCCUCCUUUGCCCCGGCGAGUGCCUCGACGCUCCUGGAGCUCGGGUCGGUCUGGGUGAUGGAUCCGACCGCGGUGGACCGGCCGCAGAACCCUCCCUCGUUCCGACGCCUCCUGGCGCUGCCGCCACCACUUGCUUCCAGCAACAGCCUCCUCCUCGUUCGCCCGUUCGUGGCCCUCAGGGUCCAUUCCAGGCCGUCGAGGUACACGUCGGCCUGCGACAGGCUCAGGAGCGCCUUUGACGAGCAAGAACGAGAGGCAGAACCCCAGGCGACAAAUUCCGAGCCGUUCGAACAUCCCCAAACCGGAAUUGUGUGGGAACACGAGGCGCACGGUGACGAACGAAGCCGCGAAGAACACAUCAGAAGCAGCACCACAAAGAGAAGCGGUGCCAAUCACAGAAGGCGACGGGCCCGCCCUUUGGUUCCCAAACCCGCCCCCACGUUUGCCGUCCUCCACAAACCCUCCGGGUUGCCAUCGCAUUCGACGAUCGACAAUGGGGUCGAAAACCUUCUCUACCAAUACCAGAUCGUUCGGCAGCGAGCCAUUCGAAAGCGCAACGUCGGCAGCGGGAACAAGGACGAGAACGAGAGCCUUCCCUACGCCACGCUGCCCCAGAGGCUCGAUACGGACACGUCCGGCUUGAUACUGGUGGCCACGAACAAGUCCGCCGCCUCGUACUUCUGCAAGCUCCUGGCGCGCAAAACGACGGAUGCACUCCAACCCUCGUCGGCGGGCGGAAGCGUUGAAAGCAACGACCAGAACCGUCCUGUCGGGAGCAUCCAGAAGCGGUACCGCUGCCUCGUCUCCUUUUCCUCCGAUACAGCAUGGGAUUCCUUUCGGUCCCAACACGGAGACGGGAGGAUCGUCGAGCACUUUGUCGACGCCAACGCGGAUACCCCAAAGCCCUUUGUGGACGUCCCACCGCCCCCCCCGGCGGAGGCAUCGUCGCCGUCCUCCUCCUCCGAUCCACCACCACCGCCCGCGGCAAAGGACCGGGUCCUCACCAGCCGGUGGCAGAGCUGCCGGUUGCGCGUUCGCAGCGCCACGGCCCCGGUCGCGAUCCAAACCCCCCUCCCAGGGGUGCACGCGGGAGGCUCGCAACGGCCGCCRCAACGGCCACCAGAGGGCCCUCCCCGGCUCCGGCUCUGUUCCGAGCUGGAGAUCGAGCUGCUGACGGGCCGGACCCACCAGAUCCGGGGGCAGCUGGCGGCCCUGGGGUGCCCGAUCGUGGGCGAUGCGCUCUACGGCGACCCCGACGCGCCGCCCCUCGCGGACACGAUGGCCCUGCAGUGCUGCCGGCUGGCCUUUCCGCUGGAAUCCCGCGGCGGGGGCGAGGGCGAGGGCCAGCGAGACCACCGAGUCGUCGACCUCCGCCUCGAUUCCGCUUGGUGGAGGGAGGCCAUCGCCCACCAGCAACGAAUCGAUCCGCCCGAUGCCAAGUGCGGCACAGCCGAAUAGAAUAAUACAAAAUGCCAUCCAUUGGAAUACAAUCUGAUACAAUAGAAUGCCCCCAACCCCAAUACUCCCGCUACGAAACAGGCUCUGGUUUCUGAUGUCUCGUACAAAUAUCCAUUCCCAUAUAUGAUAGGUAUGUGUUUAGGGUAUGAGUAAUUACGAACCAGUAGAGUGGAGUAAAAACACGUGGGUUGC
This is a messenger RNA of Pseudo-nitzschia multistriata, 4811 nucleotides long. The record is from the annotation of a GenBank genome assembly. NCBI's taxonomy places the organism in Eukaryota, Bacillariophyta, Bacillariophyceae, Bacillariales, Bacillariaceae.